AUGGUCGGAGACAAACGCUCCUUCUCCCAGAGAUGGGCGUCCUACGAUGUUGUUUUUCAGAGGAGAAUUCUGCCCAAACCCACCAGGAAAAGUCGCACAAAGAACAAGCAGAAGCGUCCCAGGAGCCGCACCUUGACCGCGGUCCACGAUGCCAUCUUGGAGGACCUGGUGUUCCCCAGCGAGAUCGUUGGAAAGAGGAUCAGAGUGAAGCAGGACUGCAGUCGGCUCAUCAAGAUCCACCUGGACAAAGCUCAGCAGAACAACGUGGAACACAAAGUGAGUCCACGUAGAUGUGACCGUAUAUUCAGAUAACAGAAACCACUUCAACUCAUCGUUACCUCGUUAAUCCUUUGGUUUACUGUAAGUCAGAUGCAUUGACACAAAGCCUUGCAUACGUCUUCAUAACGAACCAGAACCCCACAGUUUUAAAUUGAUCUGAAACUAAGUGAUCGUGUAUUUUGAAAACUUGAAGCCCUCAUAGGUGCUAUUCUGGUUGGCCGUCUGAAAAGCAUCCAACGCAUUGAUUGUUUAAAACAUUUAUUCAGACGUGAAAAAGCAUGUCUACUUCAAAUAAGAACUUUAGCUCUGAGAACUUUUAAAGGAAAUGUUAUGCUACGUUCAGACACUUAAUGAUCCAUUCAAAUUGAUGGCUCAAGAAAAAAUAAGUCUAAAGCAAACUGAAAACGUUAUUUCAUGAUCAUUUUGCAUUGCUUUCAUGCUGGUCCUUCUGAAACUCAACAUCAAGACACAAUGAAUCAUAGCUUUAAUGAUACAUGAGGUUUCAAUAAACUAAAAACAGACCUCUUCCACAACCUUGAUGAUGAUGAUGAUGAUGAAUGUGUGUAUUCUGUGUGAACCCGACAUGGAUAUCCAGCGAGGUUGCUCUCCUGGCUCUGUCCUUGUGGCGUAUGGGAGCGUAGCGUUCAGCUGAGACGUAAAGUCCCGUUCCACGAUGUCGGAGACAAAGCUCUUCUCCAGAGAUGGGCGUCCUGUAUAUUCCUACAUCUUCCCAGAGUCCUUUGGGGCCAUUACUGGGGGGCUAAACCAUGCAGUGCACAAUAUCUGA
Molecule: messenger RNA, 1066 nt
Organism: Notothenia coriiceps (black rockcod)
Lineage: Eukaryota; Metazoa; Chordata; Actinopteri; Perciformes; Nototheniidae
Gene: rps7
Product: ribosomal protein S7
Exons: 3
Coding region: 1-312 (103 amino acids)
Biological process (GO): rRNA processing; translation; ribosomal small subunit biogenesis
Cellular component (GO): small-subunit processome; 90S preribosome; ribosome
Molecular function (GO): structural constituent of ribosome
Source: RefSeq, a predicted model, not a curated record